CUCAAAGAAUAAUAGAGAUAUUCCACGGGUGGUCAGGUCGACAACCUUCUUUGGCCUCAAUUGUUCAUUUAUGUUACCGAGGAACCGGCGACUAGAUGCGACCUUGGGCCAUUAAAAUGCUUUCCUUAUUUUGAGUCAUGAGAUUUAUCAAUAGGGUAAGAAUCGGAGAUACUUUAGUCUACCUGCUACAAUUGGCGUAGACAUGAUAAGCACUUACUUACUCCAGUAGAAAAGAGAAUAAUCCCGAAGUAUAAUGAAAUUAAAACUAGUCUUUUUUACAUACAUCUUUACUGUACAGUUUUGGAAAUUAGAAGCGGAUCAACAGCGUCCAAUAUAUAACAUAGCUCAUAUGGUGAACACCAUUAAAGAAUUAGAUACGUAUUUAGACAAAGGAGCGAAUUCCAUCGAAGUCGAUGUUCAAUUCACUACAAAUGGAUCGUUGCAUAGCACAUACCACGGAUUUCCUUGCGAUUGUUUUAGAAUAUGUGACAAUAGAGAAGAUUUUAUCGAAUAUAUUAAAUAUGUACGAAAUAUUUCUUCUCCGGGAAGCAGUGAUUAUAAAGAGAAUUUCGUCUUAUUAUUUUUAGACUUAAAAUCCUCAUCACUAGCUCCUCAGCACAAAUAUACUGCGGGCACUAAUCUGGCUAAGGCACUGAUCGAUCAUUUAUGGAACAGAGGAGAUGAUGUCACACCCAUUAAUAUACUAUUCUCUAUCGGUCACACUGGAGAUAGUGAUAUAGUUAGAGGAUUUAUGGACACGUUGAAGAUAGAAAAUUUAGAACAUCUCACAGAUAAAAUAGGUUGGGAUGUUGGAUUGAAUGAUGCUCUAUUAUCAAUCCAAAGAAUGUGGAAGAAUUUAAAUAUAAAGAAGAAUAUUUGGCAAGGAGACGGAAUCAAUAACUGUUUAGCAACGUUUAGAACUCGAGGAAGACUCAGAAAUGCUUUGACAAUGCGUGAUUCUCUUUCAAAAAUUAAUAAAGUAUAUCAGUGGACAGUUGAUUAUUCUGCUUUCUUUCGAAGAUCCCUCAGAGAAGGCGUAGAUGCCUUUAUUACAAAUUUUCCAGAAAGAUUGAACAGGGUACUUUUAGAACCUGAAUAUAGUCGUCAGUUUCGAUUAGCAACAAUAGAAGAUGAUCCUUGGGAAAGAGUCGACAUUCGUCAUCCGACAGAUAUGGAGCUGUUAUCGAGGACGUCAUUAGUAUCGAAUGUCUUCAAUACCGUUUACGAAAUGUUUAAUUCUGCCAUGACAUUCGCGGUAGACUUUACUAGAAAUAAAUCAUACAUGAGUCUAUCCAGAAUUUCAGCUUCUUCCAUCGUUUCUGGCUUGGCGGAUCAAUUAAACAGAAAUGCUACGAGAGGUCAGAAAGUAGCGAGCUUUUGUCAACACACGGUAUGCACCGUUCUACAUAGGUAUUAUAAUCAAGAUGAUGAUGAUGAUUACGAUGAUGACGAUGAUGACGAUACAGAAUUUGAUUCGGAUACUAAAUGCAGAAAUGGUGGAAGUUCAAUAGGAAAAGAAAUCAAAAAAAUAUGUAUAUCUUUAGUUCAUUAUUUAAAACUUCCAUAAUGGUUUUUAACAAUUUAUUGUAAUAUUUUUAAAUAUAUAUACAAUAUACCGGCAUAUAAAA
Centruroides sculpturatus (bark scorpion) is the source of this 1628-nucleotide messenger RNA. RefSeq names its product phospholipase D SpeSicTox-betaIB4-like. Gene Ontology annotation, biological process: lipid metabolic process. The record is from RefSeq and is a predicted model, not a curated record. The transcript has 7 exons. The coding region runs from base 254 to 1567 and encodes 437 amino acids. Gene Ontology annotation, molecular function: phosphoric diester hydrolase activity. NCBI's taxonomy places the organism in Eukaryota, Metazoa, Arthropoda, Arachnida, Scorpiones, Buthidae.